AUGAAAGUUAUUAUUAUAGGAGGUGGAAUUGGGGGAUUGGCGUUGGCUCAAGGCUUAAAAUCAAAUGGUAUAGCGUUCCAUAUUUUUGAGCGUGAUUCUAAUUUGAAAGAACGACAGCAAGGUUAUCGCCUCAGAAUCUCUUCCAAUGGGAGACAAGCAUUAAGGAGGCUUCUAAAUCAGUCUUCAUGGAAUUUACUCUUGGAUACUUCGGCUCAGUUGGAUGAUAUAGGGUUUUGGAAGAUAAGCGCUAUUGAAGGAAACGAAGAAGAAGGAAAGUUAGUUCGACCAGAUAAAGUUAAUUCUGAACUUGAAAAAGAAAAGUCAUUGAAAGUUGAUCGAGAAAUAUUUCGAAACGUUGUUUUGAUGAAUGGUAUCUCUUCCGAUGAAAUUACUUUCGGUAAAGAGUUUCUUAACUAUACUAGAUUGCCUGAUGGGCAAAUACAGUGUUUUUUUAAAGAUAACUCUUCCGUUACAGCUAAUUUUCUAAUCGGUGCAGAUGGUGGUAAGUCGAAAGUUGCUGCUCAGUAUUUGCCAAUAGAGAAGAUUGAUACAGGAAUUAGAGCUAUAUAUGGGAAGACAAUGUUCUACUCUUCUUUCCAAGCCGCACUAAAUCCUAAAUUGAAUCAGAAAAUGUCUAUUUCAACUGAAGUCCAAGGUGAUGGCACCAAGUUAGUUCUAUUUUCUGAACCAGUCUAUUUCAAUAAGUUGAAUUUAAUCAAACAUCAUUGUAGUACUGAUGAUUACCUAUACUGGGUUUUUCUCAGCAAGGUGAAAACAUUUGACUCUGCUUUUGGGGAGGGAUUCAAUCAAUCAAAUUCUCUGUUUGGGGAAGCAUUACUAAAAUUAACCGGAAGGUGGAUGCCAGACCUCCGUUCGGUACUCGAGCACCAAGUACGAAAUGAUACUGGUUUAAUGAAGGUUUCAAGCGUAGAUCCUCAAAAAUUAAGGAAUUUAAGAUGGCAGCCAUCUCAGAUUGUGUUACUAGGCGAUGCUAUUCAUCUUAUGUCUCCUGCUAGCGGUUCUGGAGCCAAUUUAGCAUUGGAAGAUGCUAGUCAUAUCUUAGAUGCUUUUAUCCAUGGAAAGAAUGAUAUCGAUGCAGUGAUUGACAAGAUAGGCGUCUACGAGAGUAAAAUGAGAGAGUAUGCAAGUCAAACCAUUGCUAUUAAUUCUGAAGUUGGAGCCAAAAUGUUUGGUCAAGAAAAGUUCACACUAGACGUAUGA
Molecule: messenger RNA, 1221 nt
Organism: Priceomyces carsonii
Lineage: Eukaryota; Fungi; Ascomycota; Pichiomycetes; Serinales; Debaryomycetaceae
Product: FAD-dependent oxidoreductase
Exons: 1
Coding region: 1-1221 (406 amino acids)
Molecular function (GO): FAD binding
Source: RefSeq, a predicted model, not a curated record